Messenger RNA from Calidris pugnax (ruff), 1201 nucleotides. RefSeq names its product solute carrier family 1 (glutamate/neutral amino acid transporter), member 4 (gene SLC1A4). The transcript is spliced from 7 exons. Lineage: Eukaryota; Metazoa; Chordata; Aves; Charadriiformes; Scolopacidae. The record is from RefSeq and is a predicted model, not a curated record. Bases 59 to 1069 code for a protein of 336 amino acids. Gene Ontology annotation, molecular function: L-threonine transmembrane transporter activity; L-aspartate transmembrane transporter activity; symporter activity. Gene Ontology annotation, cellular component: plasma membrane. Gene Ontology annotation, biological process: L-serine transport; L-glutamate transmembrane transport.
CCUGUUUCCUGCAAAUCUUGUUGCUGCGGCUUUCCGAACGUACGCAACAGAAUACAAGAUGAUACUCAGAAACACUACCUCUGGAAAUGUCACAUGGGAAAAGAUCCCUGUUGGUACUGAGAUAGAAGGGAUGAAUAUCCUGGGACUGGUGCUCUUUGCUCUGGUUUUAGGAGUGGCGCUGAAGAAGCUUGGCCAGGAAGGGGAAGAUCUGAUUCGAUUUUUUAAUUCAUUCAAUGAGGCAACUAUGGUCUUGGUUUCCUGGAUUAUGUGGUAUGUACCUAUUGGCAUUAUGUUCCUUGUUGGGAGCAAGAUUGUGGAAAUGGAAGAUAUUAUGCUUCUGGUGACCAGCCUGGGAAAAUACAUUUUCGCCUCUAUUCUUGGCCACUUCAUCCAUGGAGGAAUCAUUCUGCCACUUAUUUAUUUUGCAUCCACGCGUCAAAAUCCAUAUCGUUUUCUCUUAGGACUUAUCACACCCUUUGCCACUGCUUUUGCCACUUGCUCCAGCUCAGCCACUCUCCCGUCGAUGAUCAAGUGCAUUGAGGAGAACAAUGGAGUCGACAAGAGGAUCAGCAGGUUCAUCCUUCCGAUCGGGGCGACCGUAAACAUGGAUGGAGCUGCUAUUUUUCAGUGCAUGGCAGCUGUGUUUAUUGCUCAGCUGAACAACGUUGACCUCAACGCUGGGCAAAUCUUCACAAUCCUCGUGACAGCCACCGCCUCGAGCGUGGGUGCAGCCGGGAUCCCCGCCGGAGGAGUCCUCACCAUUGCUAUCAUCUUGGAGGCCAUUGGACUUCCGACCAACGAUCUCUCCUUGAUAUUAGCGGUGGACUGGAUUGUGGACCGAACCACCACAGUUGUGAAUGUGGAAGGUGAUGCCCUAGGAGCAGGCAUCCUUAAUUACCUGAAUGAAAAAGAAAAGAAAGAAAAAGAGCAGGAGCUAAAGGAAGUCAAUGUAGAAGCAAUUGCUAACAGCAAGUCUGACGGGGAAACAUCGCCUCUGGUAACCCACAAAAACCAAGUCUCCAACGCAACCAGUACAGCAGACCCUGAAUCCAAGGAAUCAGUAUUGUGAACUGGAGGCCGUUUGUCAACACGUGUCCUAGAGGUGGACCGGGGACUUGUUAAAGCACCUUAGACCUUUGCAGUGCUGACAAGGGCUGGAUGGCUCUUGAAAGUUUUCAGUUCCAAUCUUUUUUUUUUUCUU